Molecule: messenger RNA, 5885 nt
Organism: Jaculus jaculus (lesser Egyptian jerboa)
Lineage: Eukaryota; Metazoa; Chordata; Mammalia; Rodentia; Dipodidae
Gene: Lrrc8b
Product: leucine rich repeat containing 8 VRAC subunit B
Exons: 5
Coding region: 211-2625 (804 amino acids)
Molecular function (GO): protein binding
Source: RefSeq, a predicted model, not a curated record
GGGCCCCGGGGCGGGACGCGCGCAGGAAAUCCUCAAAUUGAAACUUAACUACACAGUUUCCGGUUGACCAGCAUUCAUGGGAAUGAAGACAAACUCAGAGAUGGUGUGUCUAAGGAACUUCAAAAGGUGUAGACCUCCUGACUGAAGUGGAGCUGAUUUAUUUCAUUUGUUUUUUUCCAUAAUAUUUCUGUACUUGUACAAGGGAAAGUCAUGAUUACUCUAACAGAGCUGAAAUGCUUGGCGGACGCCCAGUCAUCGUACCAUAUCCUGAAACCGUGGUGGGAUGUCUUCUGGUAUUACAUCACCCUCAUCAUGCUGCUGCUGGCUGUGCUGGCCGGAGCUCUCCAGCUCACACAGAGCAGGGUUCUGUGCUGUCUUCCUUGCAAGGUGGAGUUCGACAAUCACUGCACCGUGCCUUGGGACCUGCUCAGAGCCGGCGCCAACGUGUCCUCCAACUCCGGGGCGCCGCCGCCGCAGCUCCCGCUGCGCAUCCAGAAUGAUCUCCAUCGGCAGCAGUACUCCUACAUCGACGCCGUGUGUUACGAGAAGCAGCUCCACUGGUUCGCCAAGUUCUUCCCCUACCUGGUGCUCCUGCACACCCUCAUCUUCGCCGCCUGCAGCAACUUCUGGCUCCACUACCCCAGCACCAGCUCCCGGCUCGAGCACUUCGUGGCCAUCCUGCACAAGUGCUUCGACUCGCCGUGGACCACGCGCGCCCUGUCUGAAACCGUGGCCGAGCAGUCCGUGCGGCCCCUGAAGCACUCCAAGUCCAAGACGCUGCUUUCAACCUCAGGGUGUUCAGCCGAGAUCGAUGCCAGCAAGCAGUCACUCCCUUACCCACAGCCGGGCUUGGAGUCAGCUGGCAUAGAAAGCCCAACUUCUAGUGUCCUGGACAAGAAGGAGGGCGAACAGGCCAAAGCCAUCUUUGAGAAAGUGAAGAGAUUCCGCCUGCACGUGGAGCAGAAGGACAUUAUUUAUCGGGUGUAUCUGAAGCAGAUAAUAGUCAAAGUCAUCCUGUUCGUCCUCAUUAUCACUUAUGUCCCAUAUUUUUUAAGCUACAUCACUCUUGAAAUUGACUGCUCGAUAGAUGUGCAGGCAUUUACGGGAUAUAAGCGCUACCAGUGUGUCUACUCCUUGGCCGAAAUCUUUAAGGUCCUGGCUUCAUUCUAUGUCAUUCUGGUCAUACUUUAUGGUCUCACCUCCUCCUACAGCUUGUGGUGGAUGCUGAGGAGUUCCCUGAAGCAAUAUUCCUUCGAGGCACUCAGGGAGAAGAGCAACUACAGCGACAUCCCGGACGUCAAGAAUGACUUUGCCUUCAUCCUGCAUCUAGCUGAUCAGUACGACCCCCUCUACUCCAAACGCUUCUCCAUCUUCCUGUCGGAGGUCAGCGAGAACAAGCUGAAGCAGAUCAACCUCAACCACGAGUGGACGGUGGAGAAGCUGAAAGGGAAGCUUGUGAAAAACCCCCAGGACAAGAUGGAGCUGCAUCUGUUCAUGCUCGGCGGCCUCCCCGACAACGUCUUCGAGUUGACGGAGAUGGAAGUGCUGAGCCUGGAGCUCAUGCCCGAGGUCAAGCUGCCCGCCGCGGUCUCCCAGCUGGUCAACCUCAAGGAGCUCCGCGUGUACCACUCGUCUCUGGUGGUAGACCACCCCGCGCUGGCCUUUCUGGAGGAGAACUUAAAAAUCCUCCGUCUGAAAUUUACCGAAAUGGGCAAAAUCCCGCGCUGGGUCUUCUACCUGAAGAACCUCAGGGAACUCCACCUGUCGGGCUGCGUCCUCCCCGAGCAGCUGGGCACCACGCAGCUGGAGGGCUUUCAAGACUUAAAGAACCUGAGGACCCUCUCCCUGAAGAGCAGCCUGUCCCGGAUCCCCCAAGUCAUCACUGACCUCCUGCCUUCACUGCAAAAGCUCUCCCUUGAUAACGAGGGGAGCAAACUGGUGGUGCUGAACAACUUGAAAAAGAUGGUCAAUCUCAAAAGCCUGGAGUUGAUCAGCUGUGACCUGGAACGCAUUCCACACUCCAUUUUCAGCCUGAACAACCUGCAUGAGUUAGAUUUAAAGGAGAAUAACCUCAAAACAGUGGAAGAAAUCAUCAGCUUCCAGCACCUUCAGAAUCUGUCCUGCUUAAAGUUGUGGCACAAUAACAUUGCAUAUAUUCCCGCCCAGAUCGGGGCUUUAUCAAACCUAGAGCAGCUCUCUUUGGAUCAUAAUAAUAUUGAGAAUUUACCCUUGCAGCUUUUCCUAUGCACCAAACUCCACUAUUUGGAUCUCAGCUAUAACCACCUCACCUUCCUUCCAGAAGAAAUCCAGUAUCUGAGUAAUUUGCAGUACUUUGCAGUGACCAACAACAACAUCGAGGUCCUGCCAGAUGGGCUGUUCCAGUGCAAGAAGCUUCAGUGCCUGCUUCUGGGGAGAAACAGCCUGACGGACCUGUCCCCUCACGUGGGGGAGCUGUCGAACCUCACACACCUGGAGCUCAUCGGAAACUACCUGGAAACCUUGCCCCCGGAGCUGGAAGGGUGCCAGUCUCUGAAACGGAGCUGCCUGAUCGUCGAGGACAGUUUGCUCAACACGCUGCCUCUCCCUGUGACGGAACGUCUGCAGACGUGCUUAGAUAAAUGCUGAUCUAGAGCUCAGGGGCUUGGCCGAAGCGCUUCAAAAGGAAAUCCCCAGGGCUUUAUAGGAGAGUGAAAUUUCCCAAGUUAUAAAGAUGGGGGUGGGGGGAAUGGCUGGUGGCUAUAAUACACUGUAACGGGAUAUCUUAUUAAAGCAACUCAGUGUCUGGCCCUAAAUCAAACAGAUAAAAAAAAAAAGUCAGUGCUGAGCUGGAGUUUUGUAAUUGAUCUUUAACUUAUUGAGAUAAUGUAAGAAGUAUACAUUGAGGGUGGGUUAAGGGGCAUGAAAUCAUAUCAUCUUUAACUUUCAGUUUUUACCCAUAGGAAUAUAUAUAUAUAUGUAUAUAUAUAUAUUUCCUCUUCUUCCCUAGCCUACUUAUUUGCACAUUUGUUUUAACUGACUUCCUCAUUUGAUAUUUAUCACCAAGCCCAUAAAAGCUCAUCAGUAUAAAUUUCCUUGAUGUAUGCUCACCACUGGUUUUGAUUUAUGUCCAUAUAUAUAUGUUUUAGGCAGGGCGUGUUAUGUUUGGCAGAAUUCCUUUUUGGCUUAUUUUUCAUUUCCUCUCCAAGCUUGCUUGAAUAUUCCUUCAUCUGGAUUUCUCCAAUAACAGUGAGGUCCCUGAGAGAAUGCCGGCCUUGGGCAUGUGCCUAAAACAGGAACCCGCAUUCUUAGGUUCUUGGCACCCUCAACUUUAAUGUUAUUCUCAACAUUUUCUUCUUGUCCGUCAUCAAAGCCUUUCUUUUUUUCUUUUUAAUUUGUUAAGAAUUUCUUUGUGAAACCUAAGACACAUGAAUAUUUUCUAACCUAUACUCUCAGAUUCCACAUCUGCGAGAAUACUUUUUUGUCAGGUACAAAGAACAAACACACGCAUUUCUUUAAGAACUUAAUACUUAGCUUGGGCUGUUUAUGACUCCCGUUUAUACGCAUUCUGCCCCAAAAUGUUUUUGUACUCCGCGCAGCAAAUUACUUUUGGAUGACAAAAGCUUGGUGUUUUGUGUCCUAAAGUAUCUGGAGGUUUCCUUGUGAGAGGAUGACCGGCUGUAUCACCUACCUCUCUCUUCCCCAGCCUGGGUGACCUGCAAAUCUGUGGGUACAAUUCUUAGCUACUUAAAAACUGGGACGGAGGGGAGAGGGACAGAUUUGGAUUUUAAAAUUGAUUGGAAAAUACUUUGCAGAAAAGCAUUAAAACAAUUUUUUCUUCCAUCUGCAUGAUGUCUAGGUAUGGUUAUAAUAUAAACACUCAGUGUCUAUUCGGUACCUAUAAGAACUCCCAACAACUGGACCCAUUUAGCUGAAACGCAUCUCAUACUGUUAGCUCUGGUGUACUGCGUGAUGCCCCUUGUUUAUAAGGAGGUUUGUGUUUGGUUUUUAUUUUCCUGCAUACUGUUAACUGAAUAAAAAUCUACCGACUCAUGGGGAAAUGAACAUUUUUGAUGUGUUUUCCUCUACUGGGUCUAGGCACAGUGAAACCACCUUGAUUGGGACGUAACUAUAAUCUAUUAACUGCAUUUACACAAAACACGAUGAGUAAAGAAAGCUAUAAUCACAGAACUAUGGGGUGUCUUUUAUUUUUCCCCCUCUUGCUUCAUUCCAGAAAGAGGCAGGUGAGUUUUUCAAGUAGAAAAAAAUGUAGCUUCCCCCACCUGCCACGGUAGCCCGAUGUUCAGAGAAAAGAAUUACUGACAGCAAGCAAAACUAGAGUAAGGUGAGCUACAAAGGAGCGUAGGGCCUGAAGCUGCCCAACACGUUGUUUAUUCUAAAUGCAAAGGAAGAGAAUAAAAAAAAUAGACUUUUAACCAAAACUUGCCUUUUAAUCAGAGUAUCUAAGUUCUCAGGGAACCAGGCAUGACUGAGGCAACCUUCUCGCAGGACUUGUAAACAGAUUCUGAAUCUAUCCAGGGUUUUCUUCUUUUCACUUUUUUUAAAACUGUGAGUGGCUGGUUAUCUUAACGUUUCCCGGUAGAAUUGUUGUGUGUACUGAUUCCAGAGUUGGAUAAGAUGAUCUGAACUUUUGAACAUAAACGGAGAGAUGUUUCAAUGUUGUUAUUAGCCAUAAUUUGUAUUUUUAAAAAAAUCCCAGGGAACAAUUUUCAGAACAGAGUUCAGAUUUCCUAAUAUGCACCUACCACAAAAAAAGGAUUUCCCCACUUGGAAACUGUUUCCAAGUGCAAAAGUCUUGGCAAAUCAUCCUUAUGGGCUGGGAGAGGUUUCCUGGGAGGAUCAAUAGUGGAUCAGGUUGCUGCUUGCCACAUUCACUGCAACGUUGCUACUGAAGCAAACUGCUUUGCUCUUGACACCACAAUUUUUAAAUGCCUUUUGUAUUUAAAUCAUAUGCACCCAUGUUUAGGUAACUUUAAAACAAACUUAAUGCUGAUUCAAUGAAUAAUGACUUUACUGCUUGGCAUAAGAAAAAUGUGAUAUUAGUCCCAUCUUUUCCAUCAGAACAGAUCUGUAUUUCAGUGUUCAUAUUCACAUAAAAGGAAUUUUAAAUGAAGAAAACUAAGUUUUUUGAAAAUAAAAUUUUCUAAAUGAUUAUCAUGAGACUUUAGUUAGCAUUUGAUUUCUAAGACUAUGUUUUCCAAAAGCCAAAUAUAGAGGACUAAAAACAAAAUUUUGGCUUAUGCUAACAGUGGCAUUGGUUCAUUUUAUUUGCAUGCACAUGGAGACACACAUGUUCCAUGUGUGCAAAUUGUGUUUUUAGUUUUUUAUGUUUUUAGUAUUUUUUCCCAAAUUACAAGAGGUUACAUGUUAUAUACAAUAUGAGGCUAGCAAUCUUUUAAGUUCCUUACUCAGAAUUAUAAAGUAUUCUAUUUCCUUAGUUGUAACAUUUAAAAGAAAAUUAAAUGAUAGAAGUGUAUGCAUUCCUAUUAAGGUGUGUUUUUCCCUAACCUACAUCCGGGUAUACCUCUGUGGCAUGCAGGUACUGUAUUUUCAUUUUUUGCCCCUCAGUCUUAACUUUUUUUUCAUCUGUAUGUCACUAUACUUCAUUGUCACUUAGCAUAAAUUAAAUCAGGGUCCAUGAAGACCUCAAGGCCUCAUAGCGAUGUGGCUCUGACGGCAAACUGUGGUAUGCUGAACUGGUUUAUGUGCUUAACAUUACUGUUGGAGAGUGAAAUAUGUUUCCAUUCUACAAAUGUUUCAAUGAUUCCAAUUUUAUGUUUUGUUAAAGUAUUGCAUGAUACUGCUGGGUUCAUUAAAAUAGUCAAACACUUAUUCUGUGCAGUUAAUAUUAUUUCCUUAACUUCAAUAAAAUUAUCUUUCCAUCUUUA